This is a messenger RNA of Fonsecaea nubica, 1851 nucleotides long. RefSeq lists its product as hypothetical. The transcript has a single exon. NCBI's taxonomy places the organism in Eukaryota, Fungi, Ascomycota, Eurotiomycetes, Chaetothyriales, Herpotrichiellaceae. Bases 1 to 1851 code for a protein of 616 amino acids. The record is from RefSeq and is a predicted model, not a curated record.
AUGGCAGCUCAGUCGAAACCUCCUCUUCCUCCCAGAACGCCUUCGGCCUCAUCUAACGGCCAUGCCAGCUACCUCUCGCCCUCAACAAAUCCCCACUCAUCUGUCUAUCUCGGCGGGCUACAUGACCCGCGAACUUCAUCAACUCAGUCGUUGCAACCUGUUAAACCUCCUGAUGACGGCCGCCGGGAAUUGCUCGUUGUCUACAUUCAUGGCUUUCUCGGCACCGAAACCAGCUUCAAGAGUUUCCCGGCUCAUGUUCACGGUCUCUUGACUUCGGCCGUGGCAGAAACACACGUUGUCUAUACCAAGAUCUACCCUCGGUAUAAGUCGCGCAAGAAUAUUUCCUUUGCCCGAGAUGAUUUCAGCAACUGGUUAGCACCUCGCGAAUCAAGUACGACGGAUGUUAUAUUGGUCGGCCACAGCUUAGGUGGUAUCCUUGCUGCCGAAGUGACCUUGAUACCCUCCCAUUUCCCUCCAGGGAAUAAGAAUCUACUCCAACAUCGUAUUCUUGGACUCAUGGCCUUUGAUACACCAUUCCUGGGUAUGCAUCCUGGAGUAGUGGGGACUGGUAUUGCCAGCCUGUUUCGGACUCCUCCUCAGUUGCCAGAGGCUCAACUUCCCAAUCCAAGUCCAUUUUCAGACGUUCCAUCAACCUCAGAAGAUCCAACGUACAAUCCGGCGUAUUCCAACGACGUUCACCUGGCCAACAGGACGGGCAAGUUGCGAAGGGCCUGGUACUUCUGGAACAAGCAUUGCGGAGAGCUGGCGAAAGCGGCUGGAGAUUAUCUUUCUUCUCAUCUCGAAUUUGGUGGUUGCCUUGCAGACUAUCCUGGCUUGAAGAGGCGAUAUAGCGCAAUCCGUGCCCUAGAGGACGUUGACGAGACAUUGGAUCCAAGGUCACCUGAAGGGAAGUUGAUGAAGCGCGUGAGGUUUGUCAAUUACUAUUCAGCAAGUACUGGGCCCAUCAGAGAGAGGUCACCUUCUCCCAGCAAAGAGCGAGUGUUACUGGAACCUCCCACAACAGAACUUCAGGAUAUGUCUACACGAAGAUCGUCUGGGGAAAGUCUUCGUCCCUCGACCGUUUCGAGCCCGCGUCUCUCUCUAGAAGAACAUCGUGGUGGCGAGGUUAUUUCGAAAGAUGUGGCCGAGCUCAAGAUCGAUCCUGACCCACCAGCUAGUUUUUCUGUCUCAAAAACGAGCGAGCUCACCUCAACACCGGAUCUUUUCAACGACAGUCGAGGCUCAGUAGAAGUCUUAUCUCUCGAACUCGGGUUGCCACCUCUUGCAGCAUUGCCGGAGCGACCAGCGGAAUUCGACCCCAGUCAAUACCGCGACAAGGAUACCCUCAAAGUGGUUCAAAAAGAGCAUGAACGGCAAGUUCAGGCAUAUGAAAGGGCAGUGCGAGACCGAAACAAAUCCGUCGAAGAACGCGAAAAGCUACUGCGGAAACACGAGCGCAAGCAGCAGGGACAGGCGUCGAAGGCCAUCAAGGAGCAAGAAAACCAGCAGCAAAAGCAACAGCCAGAAUUAACAUCCACAAAAACCCCAGAAGAAUAUGAGAGGCAACUGCAGCAAGAACAGAAAGCCUCCAGUGCCACACAAGAAAACGGAAAAGCGCAAAAAGAUCGCAAGUUUUGUGCUCUCCCGGCUAUAGAUGCAAACACACGCAAGCGAGACCCAACAUGGAUUAGAGUAUACAUGGGAGGAAUAGAUGAGGUUACGGCACACACGUCGAUGUUUAAUGAGUCAGAGACCUAUGCAAAACUCGUGGCAGAUGUGGUUGAGAGAAUCAAGACCUGGGUCGCUGAAGAUGCCACCUCACGAGCAGUUCUCGCGGCCCUGGAGCAAUGA